UGCGGGGAUUGCCGUGGCAGUAAUGACGCUGCUCUGUUCAUCCGUUCCUCCCAGCCCGGGACGCGUGGCGUUCCUCCCCGCACCACAGAUCCCGCGCGGCCAAGCGCGAGUCGUUUCCAGGCAUCGGCGUCUGUGGUCCUCGACCUUCGGAUUUCAGACCUCGGUGCCUCCCAGGACCGCGAUAAACGUCGCCUCCGCCCCUCUCUCUCAGAUCGCCUGGGGGGCGGUCUCGGCUUGCCCCAAAUCGGUCCUCAUUAGAGCCCGGCCAGGGAAGCCGGCAUCCGUGGCUCCCAGGGACCUGGACCCGGAGCUGCUCCUCCCUGCCCGGGCGACAGCAGCUGAGCAGUCCCGAGGCGGUCCGGAACCUCGCGGUGCCGUCUCCCCUCCCAGAGCGGAGUCGGGGACCGGGCUAGGUGGAAAUGCCAUGGUUCCCUUCUGCCCAGCGGGACCGCCCCUGCCCAGUCUCUCUCGCUUUUGGCCCUUCCUGGGGCUUCUAACGCCGUGGAACACUUGUGUUUCUCCUAGGGCUCGCUUGGAGGAAGGCAGCCUAGCGCAGACGGAAGGACCAGGGCCAAGAUACUUGACACGUGUGGCAGAGACUGCUGAUUGCACACCAACACAGUCCAUCUCCCCUUCACAUUUAAUAACAGCAGAAGGUAGCAGUAUGACCAGAAUGACAAUGUUGUGGCUACAAUCUCCAGGCAACCUUUAAGAUGGAACCCCAUGCUGAGGAUAACCCAACAGUAAAUGAAGAACAAACUCGAACCAUUGGAAAAGAGAGACGUAUGAAUGAAGCACAGUAAGAGGAAGAUAAUGACACUGGUGAAGUGUGGAUCUUGAAUAGAAGGAAUCUCGUGCACCCAUUUAGAUUGUGUGAACCUCUUUGAAAAACUUUGCUCUUUGUAGGAAUAAACAUCUUUUAGGUGAAAGACAAGCAAAUUUCUAAUACUUUAAGCCAUAAUUAUUUCAGGUCUCUGUAACUAGCAAUUAAGCAAAUUUCUAACAUUCAGAAACUCAAAAUUCUAAAAUGCUGUCUUUAGUGAUUAAGAAGUUUUAGUGCAAAGAAGGUAGAAGAAUUGGGGUAAUGAAGUAACUGAAAACAUAUUAUUUAUAUUUAGUCACUUCUUCAGAUGUAAUUUGUAUAAUUAGUAUCUUGAAUUUAUAAUACUUAAGAUAAUGUGGCAUAUUGGAAUACUUAAUAAAUUGGGCAUGAGUCCAAUUUUUUAAAUGUGUAAUAAACAAAUGAUUUAGAAUUGUGGCAAUUUCUUGAAAGAAAAAAAAAACUGAUAUUUAUUUGCACUCUAAUAUAUAUUUUAUAUUAUUCUCUACAAGUUCUCUAAUCAAGAAGGAAUUUUCAUUCUUAGUGAAUGAAGCUUUCAUACUUGAUUCAUUCAAGAAAGGAAUAUCCUCAAAUACUCUCAAAUUAUUGAGCAAAUUGAUAUUUUCUCAGUAAAAAGGAUCCA
Molecule: messenger RNA, 1463 nt
Organism: Oryctolagus cuniculus (rabbit)
Lineage: Eukaryota; Metazoa; Chordata; Mammalia; Lagomorpha; Leporidae
Source: RefSeq, a predicted model, not a curated record